AUGGGUCGACUUUCUCACAAAAAACUUCUGAAAGCAGAAAAACAUUUACUGGAACUUGCUGAAAUCCCAACUGAAACGACCCGAAUUUAUCUCGACCAUCAAGAUAACUACUCAAUAUUCUGCCUUCAAUGUGGGGAUCCUGGAAAGCCACCCAUGAUUAUGGUGCAUGGUUACAUGGGGAGUUCUGUGAUGUUUUAUCGAAUCCUCAAAGGGCUAUGCCAAGAAUAUCGGCUUUAUUGUCUCGAUUUAUUAGGUAUGGGAAGGUCAAGCCGUCCUUGCUUUAUGAUGGAAAACAGAGAAGAAUGUGAGGAUUUUUUUGUCUAUCCUAUCGAAGUCUGUAGAGAUAGACUAGGAAUCGAAAAAUUCGUACUAGCAGGCCAUUCAUUUGGUGGCUAUGUAUCUGGAUGCUAUGCAGAAAAAUACCCAAAUCGUGUAGAAAAAUUAGUUUUAAUAUCCCCAAUUGGAAUUCCAAGACACCCAAUAGGCUGAACUUUUCAAGGAUGAAUGGAAAGCCAAAGCUGAAAAGACAGAUUUGUGAUGAGACUUGUGUGCUUAUUUUGGGGUAAAAAGAUGUCAGGAGCUACAAUUUUGAGGAACGCUGGCCCAUUUUCAGGGAAAAUUAUUGAAAUGUACCUGGGAGGUAGAAUUUCUGGAAUUUCAGAAAAAGAAAUGAAUAGUGUUUAUACAUAUCUUGAGCAGGUUAAUUUGUACCCAGGAAGUGGAGAAUAUUCUCUUGAUCAGAUUUUAGACCAAGGGUUAUAUGCAUUAUCUCCACUUUGUGAUAGAUUAAUAAAUGUCCCAAUUGUAUAUUUAUAUGGGGAUAGAGACUGAAUUCUUCCAGACGGCGCUGAACAAAAUUCUAAAUUUAAUUCUUGUCCUAUUAUUACUGAAAUAAUUUCGAACUCAGGGCAUCACAUGUACCUUGAUAAUCCUCAUGAGUUAGUAACUAAAAUUUUAAGGAGCGUAAAAGAGCUGGAUAACAUGCAUAAAUUAAACCAAAAACAAUUAGAAAAUCAAGCAAACCCAAUGCAAUAA
Messenger RNA from Blepharisma stoltei, 1035 nucleotides. NCBI's taxonomy places the organism in Eukaryota, Ciliophora, Heterotrichea, Heterotrichida, Blepharismidae. The record is from the annotation of a GenBank genome assembly.